This is a messenger RNA of Stegodyphus dumicola, 994 nucleotides long. Its product is annotated as polynucleotide 5'-hydroxyl-kinase NOL9-like. Lineage: Eukaryota; Metazoa; Arthropoda; Arachnida; Araneae; Eresidae. Gene Ontology annotation, cellular component: nucleus. Gene Ontology annotation, biological process: cleavage in ITS2 between 5.8S rRNA and LSU-rRNA of tricistronic rRNA transcript (SSU-rRNA, 5.8S rRNA, LSU-rRNA). The record is from RefSeq and is a predicted model, not a curated record. Gene Ontology annotation, molecular function: polynucleotide 5'-hydroxyl-kinase activity.
AAUGAAAAACUGUUUGAUUGUAGGAUGAUUUUUACUGGCUCAAUUACUCCAGAAACUUCUCCAGAUAUGUAUAAUAAAAGCAUAUAUCAACUGAUGGAACAUUACAAUUCAUCUUACUCUUUAGAACCAUUAUUUGUCAAUACCAUGGGUUGGAUAACAGGCAUAGGGGCUGAAUGUUUGCAGAAUUUAAUAAAAGCUGUAGAGCCAACUUUUCUGAUUAAUCUAAUUCAAGUCAAAAGAGCUAGAUUUGAUUGCAGACAAUUCUUAAAUGAAAAUGUGAAAUAUAUUGAAAUUAACAUUCUAAAACCUCAUGAGAAUGUGGGAGGCUUUACUGCUUUUGAAAUGAGACAUCUUGCCAUGUUAGCAUAUCUUGGACGUUGUCAGAGCCCAUUUCUGAGGCCUCUUUACUUAAAUGAGAUGCAGCCAUACUGUGUAUGUUGGGACAAAAUUGCAGUGUAUGUUUUUAACAGAAGAUUACCACCCUAUAGACUGCUAGAAGCAUUAAAUGGAAGUAUUGUAGCCCUGUGUAAUGUUGAUGAGUCUCUUAUUUUGGAAAGUGAUAUACCUGGUUUCCAGAAGACUUUAAAAAAUGAACCAGAGAAUGAUUGUUUAGGAUUUGGGGUUGUCCGUGCUGUGGAUGAAACAAAUCAUUUAUUGUUUAUUAUCACUCCUUUACCUUUGAAAGAACUGAAAAAUGUCAAUGCAAUAAUGAAAGGAAACAUCUUACUUCCACAAGAAGUUCUGCUUGAGCAGCAUAUUGAUUAUACUGCUAUGCCAUUUACUGAUCACCCAACGGCAGUACCUACUGCAUCUCGUAAAAGAAUUCAGAAAAGGGUUCGUCGACAACAGAACUGAACAAUUCUGUCUCUUUUUGGAAAAAAAAUAGAGAGAAAUGUUAAAUAUUCUGUUUCAUCUUGUAAUCUUCAAACAUUCUAUUUUUUAUGAACAUAUUCAUCACUUGUCUGUUUAAAAAAAUAAAAUUUGUGCCUGGAAA